Messenger RNA from Vicia faba (fava bean), 1218 nucleotides. Lineage: Eukaryota; Viridiplantae; Streptophyta; Magnoliopsida; Fabales; Fabaceae. The record is from the annotation of a GenBank genome assembly.
AUGUACUCGAACCGUUUACUUAGCAAGAAGCGAGCCCAUUAUUUAUAUGAGUUAGAGAUGAUGGAUGGUCAAAACAUCACCUCUUUUCUUGGAGUGAUGGAGGAAACUACAGGCGGCAUGGCGGUGACUCUUCCGUUGGAUCUGGUGGCUGAAUUCCUAUGUAGACUCCCUGUCAAAUCACUUCUACGACUCCGCUGCGUCUGCAAAUCAUGGAAUAAUCUAAUAUCCAAUGAUCUGGAUUUCACAAGGAAACACCUUCACUUAUCAACCAAACGCCAAACUCUCAUCACGAGCACGUUCAGCCGCUCAAAAGAGUUAACUGUAACGUCUUAUCCACUCGACUCUCUUCAACUUCACUCUAUUUUCACCACUAACGCCACACAACUCGUUCGCUCUCCGCUUAAUCCACACUACUGUGAUGAUAUCAUUGCAUCCUGUGAUGGUCUCAUUUGUUUAGCCAAUAAUUGUCAUGUUGUUCUCUGGAACCCUUCCAUUAGAAAACUUAAGAAACUACCCUCUUUAGAAAUUCCACAACCUCGUGGAAGAGUAACAUAUGCAUUUGGUUGCGAUCCUUUCAUUAAUAGUUACAAGGUUGUUUCUGUUUUUUGCUGUGAUUUUGAAUCUCUUACUAUUGAUAUGAAAGGUUGCAAAAGUCAGGUUAAAAUUUACACUUUGGGCACACAUUCAUGGAGAAGGAUUCAGGACUUUCCCCCUUGUAUGGUCCCCUGUGGUGAACCGGGAAUAACCAUUAGUGGCACUGUUAAUUGGUUUGCAUAUUCUGACGCUGUUCUUAGUUCCUCGCAAGUCAUUGUUUCUCUUGAUUUGGAGACAGAGUCUUAUAGACAGAUUUCACAGCCCGAUUAUGGAAUGCAAGUUAACUUGACUCUCGGUAUCAUGCGGGAUUGCUUAUGCGUAUUUUCUCAUUCUCACUCAUUUAAUGAUGUUUGGCUUCUGCAGAAAUGCGGAAAUAAAGAGUCUUGGAUUAAAUUGAUCCGUCUUCCUUACUUUGGUGAUCAUGAUUACUUUAUACACCAUCCCAAGAUAGUAUACAUUUCGGAGGAUGAUAAUCAUGUGCUGCUCUAUUUUAAGGACUUUUCUAAAUUGAAGUGGGUUGUUUACGACUUCAAAAAUGAAGCCGUAGAAAGUAUCAAGAUUCAAGACAUGAGUUUGAUAGAUUCAUUCGUCUACAUUGAGAGUUUGAUAUUACUUGGAUUUUAA